This is a messenger RNA of Yamadazyma tenuis ATCC 10573, 4470 nucleotides long. The record is from RefSeq and is a predicted model, not a curated record. Lineage: Eukaryota; Fungi; Ascomycota; Pichiomycetes; Serinales; Debaryomycetaceae.
AAAAGCAACAAAUUGUCAAACGUUUUGGUGUUCACAAAGUCCAAUGAGGCGUCUAUCCGGUUGUCCAAAUUGCUCUCACUCGUGUUUGAUGGGUUUGGGGUUUCGAUGGUGGUGGAGUAUCUCAAUUCCACCAAUAAUUCCACCAUGGCCAGAAAGAAGCUCUUAAUGGCCUUUGAUCUGGGUCAAGUGAAUGUGUUGGUGGUUACGGACUUGAUUGCAAGAGGGAUCGAUGUUUUGAGUAUCACUGAUGUGGUAAACUACGAUAUGCCCAAUUCUUCAAGAGAGUAUGUACAUCGGGUAGGAAGAACUGCGAGAGCCAACAAUGAUGGAAGAGCUUAUAAUUUUGUUUUUGGAAAGGGAGAGAUGAGGUGGAUGAGCCGAUUGUUGAGAGAUGUGAGUCGAAGCCGAGAGGUUGAAAUGGUUGAGGAGAUGUUUUUGGAUGAGGGUGAUGAGGAGGUGUAUAGGAAGUGUUUGGGAGAGUUGCAAAACAUUGUUGAGAGAUGACAGUAAGAAAAUCCUACAGGUGAGACUGCUGCUAGAUUGUGGAUAGUUAAUAGAUAAGCAUAGUUAAGCAUUACAAAGCAUAUUAUGGCCUGGUAGAUUGUGUCUAGAUUGCUGCAAACGCGCAUAAAAAAGUCAUCACCAUGAGUGAACUCGAAUCCCUAGGAGUACAGAUCGUGGACCAGGAUGACCUUGAGACGUCCAUCACCAAGAAGGCCAACGAGGUACUUCUUGCCAAAGACAAGCAGUUGGAGCAAAAACGGUUGGAAAAAACCAUGGCAGAUGCCGAAAAAGUCCACAAAAAGAUCGGUAUACUCGAACGAAGACUUGCGGACCCCCGUACAAAAAUCUCCCACCGCAAGCAGAUCCGCCAGGAAAUUGACUGGUUCACCUUGAAUGAACUAGUACCAUUACAGGAAGACUUGAAGGAGAUCGAAGGACGGUUGGCCGAAAGCUCCAAGCAGCUUGAAGAAAUGGAGACCAACAUCACCAAACCAUUGGAUAAUGACCGGCUACCGGACGAAACGGAGCGGGACUACUUGGUGAGGAUUGGGAAGAUCACGGCGUUCGGGAACCAGACGGCGUUUGAGGAAGAUGGUGGGGAGAGAAGUCAUGUUCAUUUGCGGCAGCCGGGAGUUGGUCCAGCAGAUCUCAUCGACGACACGGACUUCACUUACAAAGACGAGGAAAUAGAAGCCAUCGAAGAAGACGAAAUCCACCCCACGGCUGAAAUGGAGGAAAAAAACAUUGACGACGGAGACGAGAGAAUCUACAAGCGUCGGUACGCCGCGUGGGUCGCCCGACGGCUGGCGAUGAGGGCGGCGGCGGGUGUAGAGUCCGAGCUGGACUCACCCGAAUGGACCAAACCGCACCCCACCAUCCCAGACUCCAAACUAGACGACCGGUUCAAGCUCCCCGGUGACAUUCACCCGUCGCUUUUUGACUAUCAGAAAACAUGUGUACAGUGGCUAUGGGAGCUUUACAACCAGAAGACUGGGGGAAUCAUUGGAGACGAGAUGGGUCUUGGAAAGACCAUUCAGGUAAUUAGUUUUAUUGCCGGACUCCACUACUCAGGGCUUCUUGAAAAACCGGUGUUAAUAGUGGUGCCAGCAACCGUAUUGAACCAGUGGGUCAACGAGUUUCACAAGUGGUGGCCCGCUCUACGGUGUGUGAUUCUUCAUAGCAUUGGGUCUGGUAUGGGCCAGAAAAUCGAUGAAAACAAGUUGGAGCAGUUUCUCCAGCAGGAAGAAGGCGCCACCGGCAAGGUAUUCAAGGGGGUCAGGACCCAGAUCAACGCCCAGCAAGUGGUCAACUCGGUGAUGGAGUCGGGACAUGUACUUAUCACCACCUACGUGGGUUUGCGCAUAUAUUCCAAACACCUUUUGACCAAAAGCUGGGGCUACUGCGUGUUGGACGAAGGCCACAAGAUCCGGAACCCAAACCUGGAGAUCUCCUUGCUCUGUAAACGGGUCAAGACCGCCAACAGAAUCAUUUUGAGUGGAACCCCCAUCCAGAAUAACCUCAUUGAGUUGUGGUCGUUGUUUGACUUUGUGUUUCCCGGCCGCUUGGGAACCCUCCCGGUGUUUGAACAGCAGUUUUCCCUCCCCAUCAACAUGGGAGGCUACGCCAACGCCUCGAAUCUCCAGGUUCAGACUAGCUACAAGUGUGCCACGAUUCUCCGGGACUUGAUCUCACCGUAUCUUCUUCGGCGACUCAAACACGAUGUGGCUCGGGACUUGCCCAAAAAGGAGGAAAUGGUGUUGUUUGUCAAGUUGACCCAUUACCAGCAGCAGAUGUAUGAAAGCUUUUUGGAAAGUGAAGACCUUCGUGCCAUCAUGAAGGGUAAGCGCAAUAUGCUUAUGGGGGUCGACGUGCUCCGGAAGAUUUGUAACCACCCAGACUUGGUCAAUGGCAACAAGCUGAGUGAAGACUAUGGUAACAGCAAGAGGAGUGGGAAGAUGGAGGUUACCCGUAAGUUGAUACAGCUUUGGGCACUUCACAACCACAAGAUGUUGAUCUUCUGUCAGACCCGGCAGAUGUUGGACAUUCUCGAACGGUUCUUGCACCGCAUCACCAAAAUUGAUGGAAACAACAUGGAGACGGGCGAGCCGUUUGAGUAUUUGCGAAUGGAUGGCACCACGCCCAUCGGAAAAAGACAGUACCUUGUCGACAGAUUCAACACCGAUCCGAAGAUAUCGGUGUUUCUCUUGACAACCAAGGUCGGUGGUCUAGGAAUUAACUUGACGGGGGCAGACCGAAUAAUCAUCUACGAUCCGGAUUGGAAUCCUUCCACCGACAUGCAAGCACGAGAGAGGGCGUGGAGGUUAGGCCAGAAGAGAGACAUUGUGAUUUACCGGCUUAUGAUCACGGGGUCUAUCGAAGAAAAAAUCUACCAUCGGCAGAUCUUCAAGACGUUUUUGACCAACAAGAUCUUGAAGGAUCCAAAGCAGCGACGGUUUUUCAAAAUGAAUGAUCUUCAUGACUUGUUUUCUCUCGGGGACCAAGAUGACAGCGAGCAAACGUCCAAUUCGAGUCGGCUGGUGAUUAAGAAACAGGCGAAAACUGACGACGAUUUCGUCAAGGUGGCCAAAAUUAUGGGCGUGAGCCGGUUGGACUCGUUUGAAGAGGGUGAACACAAAGACGACGAGGAGCAGAUCAUGGAAGGAAUCUUCCAAAAUCCCAAUGUUCACAGCCGAGUGCAGCAUGAUGAUGUUCUUGAUGACAAAAACAACGACGGGGUGGAAAAAGAAGUCAACAAGAUAGUGGACCAAAGCGUCAAGAUGCUCAACGAAUCUCGUAAAGCUACACGAAGAAACCGAGUAGGGGUACCAACCUGGACUGGCAAAUUUGGUACAGCUGGCAAGUCCAAGAGAGGCCCAGAAUCCCCAAGGGCUCCAAAGGCAUUAUCUUCCAGCACCAUUUUGGAAAACAUCAAAAAAAAGAAAAAGCCGGAUAUGGUCCUGGAGCGGCCAGACUUGCUUGCUGAAUUGGUGGAAGUGUUGGAGCGCAAUGGUCGUAUGAGCCUGAACAAGAUUCUUAUAGCUUUGAAGAAUAGGGUUGAUGUCAAGAAUACGCGAGACAUCUUACUAGUCAAGUCGAUGCUUCGAAAAAUCUGCCAUUGGAAUGCGGUAGACAAGGUGUGGGAACUUAUGGAUGAGUAUGUCAGUAAGCAAUAGUGAGAGUAUGGGAAUCUGAGAGUCUAGGACCUUACGUGGGGUACUUUUGGAGUAUGCAGCAUUCGGAUAUGCGUACCACAGGUGGCGGUACACAGUGUGCAUCUAAACAACAGCUGCGUUUGACGAAAACGGAAGAAGGUGUACCUGAUAAGCAGGUGGGAGGUGGGAGACAGCCUCAUAAGUGCAAACCUCGUCAGGAAGGGCCAACUACAUGUCAUCGGGCACAAUCCUUAUCACAUGCUUUGCAUCUACGAUGGCUAACAUGUACGCCUGCGUACGGCAGGAAACUAAUGAAUUUCAACAGUUGUAUUACGAAUUCGAACUCUCGUAGCUUGAAACCACUUGAUGCAAAAGCCUACCAAUGCCCGGAUAAAUAGGAGAAAUAGACAAAUCAGAUGUAAUUAUAAGAAAGAGUGCUCACCGAACCCUGCGCAGUAUUGAAUAGGGGUGCCGGGUAACACGCCAAAACAUCACGUCAUCCAUGCGUUUUAGGUGCUGAUUUUGAUUAGAAUGUUGACUAGUCGGGCUCACCCUGGCAACGCAAAAAUCCAUACUGCAGUUAAACGUGCCGUCCUGCGAAAGCCGCAAAUAUCUCGGGAUUUUGGGCUCAUCGGAGUUGGCGUGUUCUAAAUAUCCCAUAAUAUCGGAGAUAUAAUGUAAAAGCCCUCACACUAGUUGUUUACAAUAUUAUUGUUAUGUACCCAGGGUUUCUGUAUCUGGCCCCUAAAAGAAAAAAUACAAUUGGUUAUAGCGCUGAACAGCGCACCUCUACCAAAAUCGAGACAAACACAGA